AGACCACUCUGGGACAAAAGUCGCUUCUGCAGCAGACACCCUAGCGUCAGACGGUGUGGAAGCGUUGAGGGGUAUAACUGAGCCCUGACAGCAGCAGCAGCAGCAGCGUGACACGCUCCCAGCUGCAGGGUGACUAGAGCACUUAGAGGACACCUUGGGCGUUUGCACUGCUGCAGAAUGCUGAUUUAUGUCGGACAGAUUCCUGACUGAGGAGCAACGCCACUGAGCUCAGCCACAGCAGCAAGAUGACUGCUGCUGCAGAGCUCCUAGAGGAGAUGUGCCACCUGACGGCUCAGUCUCUAACAGCGAUGGACACGUCUGAACACUUCCAGCUCCUGAAGCCGCUGGGAGAGGGCUCCUACGGGAAAGUUACUCUGGCUGUACACAGGAAAAGAGGUACGCCAAUGGCGUUGAAGUUCUUCCCUCGUAAGUCCACGUCGCUUUUCUCAUUUCUGAGGGAGUACAACGUCUCUCUGUCGUUCUGCACUCAUCCCUCCCUGACCAGAGCUCUGGGAAUCGUUUACUUCACCCCUUCACACUACGUGUUUGCUCAACAGGCCAGCCUCUUUGGAGACCUCUAUGACGUCAUCCUGCCUGAGCUUGGCAUGGAGGAGGACUGCUGUCAGCGGGUGGUGUCCCAGCUGUGUGGGGGUCUCUCCCACCUCCACUCCCUUGGUUUCGUCCACAGAGAUCUCAAACCGGAGAAUGUCUUCCUCUGUGACUCCGCCUGCCGAUGGGUCAAGUUGGGAGACUUUGGCAUGGUCAAAGCCAAAGGAACCAGAGUCCCGGAGGUUUGGUACAGCUCUCCUUACUGCACACCUGAGGCUGAAGUUGCUCGAGGAAACAAGGACAGCUGGGAAAGCAUAAACAACGGGAAUGAUGGUUUGAUGGAGAAAAAUGAAAACAGAAAGAGAGUUUGGGUCUCUGUGGAGCCCAGCACAGACAGCUGGGCGCUGGGGAUUCUGACCUAUGCCAUGCUCACUGGCAGCCACCCCUGGGAAGAAACCGCAAAUCACUGUCACUCAUACCAGAAGUAUCGUGAGUGGUUUGAACAAGCAAAAGACUCCAGGGAUGAAGAGGAUGUGAGGGCAGAACCUCAAACAGAACCGGACAAUCAGGAGUCAAAAGACUGCCCGGCUUUGGCGCCUCAGUUCGCAUGUUUCACCCAGUUGGCCUGCUCCUUCUUCCAGUCGCUCCUCGAUCCGAGGCCGCAGCUUCGCGGGCGUCCAGAGGAAGCUCUGAGGUUCCUUGGAGGAGAUUGGAUGAAGGCAAAAGAGAAGAUGAGGUUGGAGGAGGAGAGGAAGAGGAGUACUAAAAAGGGAGCAAUCAGUUCUGUGAAAGAGGAGGAAGUUAGAGGAGAACGUUAGAAUAAAGAAAAGAAACAAUAAAACCAAAAAAGACUUCUGACUCCCUAUGAA
This is a messenger RNA of Oryzias latipes (Japanese medaka), 1418 nucleotides long. RefSeq names its product serine/threonine-protein kinase SBK1. NCBI's taxonomy places the organism in Eukaryota, Metazoa, Chordata, Actinopteri, Beloniformes, Adrianichthyidae. The record is from RefSeq and is a predicted model, not a curated record. Gene Ontology annotation, molecular function: protein serine/threonine kinase activity; ATP binding. Gene Ontology annotation, biological process: protein phosphorylation.